GUCACAGUCAUCUGUUUUGGCACCAGCUGCAGUUCCAGCAUGACCAACCGGAGUCAAAGUCAAUGACAGGCUGGAGUUCAUCUUAUCAUGAAGUCAUAAAGCAGAGAGUAGUCUGUCAUUUUAGGAGACAUACUGUUCCUAAAUAGAAACUUCUGAUAGGCUGUAUACACACAGAAUGAACUUUGAACAGUGUGCCUAUGAUGACGUGACUGAUAAACACACAUUAAUGCGGGAUGGAGGGCAGAGAUAAACCUCAGGCCACGCAGAUUUAAUUUCGACAGUAGCCCUGAGGAAGCCUGCAGCUUUUCUUCUUCUUUGGUUUGAUUGUAUUGCAAAGACUGGAUUAACAUCUCUCCUGAGUUCACAAGACCAUGACUAUCGGCAGGAGCUCCAAAAAGUUCAAGGCCCCUCGUUCUCCUCCUUUCCUGGACAAGGCUAAUGGAUUCUAUGGGCGCUUGGAUGAGAUAUUUGGAGACGAUGUACAGAUGGAGGGGAAGACCACAGAAGAGCAGAUAGCAACCUUAAACCAGAGCUGCCGAGACAAUAGCACAGCUCCAGGAUGGAUAGAAGAGGAUGACCAUGUGGCUGAUUUUAACCAGGGUAUGAUGGAAGACGAUGGGACCACUUUACUAGAGAGAAAGCCCAGCAGACUGAGUCGCCGCUGGAACAGGAUGAGCUCCAGGAAGGCAAAAUAUGACAAAUUUACCUUAGAGAAAGACCUUGGUAAUGAGACCAACAAGCCCAUCUCUGUAGAUCCAAACUCAGAUGUGCCACCAGCAACCCUGGGAAAAAGCAAAAAAACAGAACCAGCACUGGUCCAUUUCUCUGUGAGGGAACACGCUGAUGACCAGAUUCUGAUAUCAGGGAAGAAGCAUGGAAAAGGGGAAAUGGAAAACGCAAGAAAAGAGAAGAAGACAGAAGGCAAACUGAAUGGAGAGUCAAUGGAAGUUGUGAAGAGGAACACUCUCAAGAAUUAUCGCAAGGCCAUGGACAGAGCUUUACGUCGAGGAUGGGAGACUUUCGUUGCCAAUCUGUAUAGUGUGACACUGACACCUAUAUCAUCAACCUCUUCUUCUUCAUCCACCCCAUCAGACAAAACUGAAAUGAACAGGAAUCGUGUUUUAGCAGAACUCAGAUAACAGUCAAACACACUGACUUGUAGUUUCAAAUUGACGAGUAAUUCCAUUUAUUAAUUUAAAUGUGCUCAAAUAUUUAAUAUGCAUUGUUGUUCUUGCAUAAAA
Messenger RNA from Labeo rohita (rohu), 1241 nucleotides. RefSeq lists its product as uncharacterized. Lineage: Eukaryota; Metazoa; Chordata; Actinopteri; Cypriniformes; Cyprinidae. The transcript has 3 exons. The coding region runs from base 372 to 1139 and encodes 255 amino acids. The record is from RefSeq and is a predicted model, not a curated record.